This is a messenger RNA of Pelobates cultripes (western spadefoot toad), 185 nucleotides long. NCBI's taxonomy places the organism in Eukaryota, Metazoa, Chordata, Amphibia, Anura, Pelobatidae. The record is from the annotation of a GenBank genome assembly.
CUUCAAGCCACCGUGAUAUGGGACUCCAAUUAUGCCCAGAAGUGAGCAAAAAUCUCAUUGAGGCGUGUCAACAUGUGCUCAAGUGUGCCAUGGUGUGUUUUCACUGGCUGUGUUACCUGAGCCAUCUAGCUGAAAUGUCCUGCGGUCGGAACCUGGGCAGUAUCAACUGCUGGCAGUCAGUAAAG